Molecule: messenger RNA, 9396 nt
Organism: Maylandia zebra (zebra mbuna)
Lineage: Eukaryota; Metazoa; Chordata; Actinopteri; Cichliformes; Cichlidae
Gene: vcpip1
Product: valosin containing protein (p97)/p47 complex interacting protein 1
Biological process (GO): endoplasmic reticulum membrane fusion; Golgi reassembly; protein ubiquitination
Molecular function (GO): cysteine-type deubiquitinase activity
Source: RefSeq, a predicted model, not a curated record
AGCUAAAGGAAAAAACAGCCGCUUCCGUGUUGUUCUUGUGUUAUUUUGUAAAAUAACUGUCGUUAGCGGAGUCAAAGCUCGCCUGACAGCCUCGCCGGAGUGUGAAUAUCAUGGUUUUGUGAAGCUGACACACAGCGUCAGCCUUUUUUCAGCCAAAAUGUCGCUGCUGCAGAGCUCAAAGAAAAAAGACAAGCGUAUUUUGUCUGGUACCUGCCCAGACCCGAAAUGUCAGGCGAGGCUUUUCUUUCCUGCUUACGGCUCCGUUAGCAUCGAGUGUACCGAGUGUGGUCAGCGCCACGAGCAGAAGAACCUGCAGAACGUUGAGGAAGUCACCGACCCCGAUGUCGUGCUUCACAAUCUGCUCAGAAACGCCCUGCUCGGCGUCACCGGGGCCCCGAAGAAGGGGACCGAGCUGGUGAAAGUGAUGGGGCUUUCUAACUACCACUGCAAGCUGUUGUCGCCCGUGCUCACCAGGUAUGGCAUGGACAAACAAACCGGCAAAGCCAAGCUUCUGAGGGAGAUGAACCAAGGGGAGAUGUUUGACUGUUCCAUCCUGGGAGACAGAGCUUUUCUCAUUGAGCCGGACCAUGUUUCCACCAUAGGCUAUGGCAAAGAUAGGUCAGGGAGCCUUAUAUACCUCCACGACACUCUGGAGGAGGUGAAGAAAGCCAACGGCAACAGAGAGUGUCUCAUCCCGGUGCAUGUGGACGGAGACGGGCACUGCCUGGUCCACGCUGUGUCCAGAGCUCUGGUGGGGAGAGAACUGUUCUGGCAUGCCCUCCGUGAAAACCUCAAACAGAACUUCAAGCAGAAUCUGGAACGCUACAAGGCACUUUUUCAGGACUUUAUAGAUGCUGCAGAGUGGGAGGACAUCAUCAACGAGUGCGACCCUCUUUUCAUCCCACCAGAAGGCGUACCCCUUGGACUACGCAACAUCCACAUAUUUGGCUUAGCCAACGUCCUCCACCGACCCAUAAUUCUCCUGGACUCCCUGAGUGGGAUGAGGAGCUCCGGGGACUAUUCUGCCACCUUCCUGCCUGGACUGGUGCCGGAGGAGCAGUGCAAGGGGAAAGAUGGGAAGCUGAACAAACCCAUCUGUAUCGCCUGGAGCAGCUCCAGCAGGAACCACUACAUCCCUCUGGUGGGAAUCAAGAACACGGUGCUGCCAAAGCUGCCACCCCGUCUGCUGCCAAAGGCCUGGGGCGUCCCUCAGGACCUCAUCAAGAAGUACAUCAAGUUAGAAGCGGAUGGGAGCUGCGUGAUUGGCGGAGAUCGCAGCCUGCAGGAUAAAUAUCUGAUGAGGCUAGUUAACGCCAUGGAGGAGGUAUUUAUGGAGAAGCACAGCAUCCACCCGUCGCUGGUGGCUGACGUUCACCAGUACGUCUACAGGAGGACUGGCGUGAUUGGCAUCCAUCCAGAGGAGGUCACAGAGGCGGCAAAGAAGUCAGUGAUGGAAAAUCGGCUGCAUCGCUGCCUGAUCUGUGGCGCCCUUUCUGAGCUCCACAUCCCACCGGAGUGGCUGAUUCCCGGCGGUAAGCUCUACAACUUAGCCAAAUCCACACACGGCCAGCUGCGGCCGGAUAAGAACUACAGUUUCCCCCUCAACAAUGUGGUCUGCUCUUACGACCCCCAAAGGGAUGUUCUCCUCCCAGACUACAAACUGAGCUCCCUCAACACCUGCAACUGGUGUCACGGCACGUCAGUCCGCCAUAUCCGUGGAAACGGCUCGGUGGUUUAUCUGGAUGGGGACAGAACCAACACCCGCUCCCAGGGAGGGAAGUGUGGGUGUGGCUUCAAACACUACUGGGAGGGGAAGGAGUAUGACAACCUCCCCGAGGCCUUCCCCAUCACGUUGGAGUGGGGGGGUCGGGUGGUGCGAGAGACAGUGUACUGGUUCCAGUAUGAGACUGACCCUUCAUUGAACAGCAACGUGUACGACGUGGCCAUGAAGCUCGUCACAAAGCACUUCCCGGGCGAGUUUGGCAGUGAGAUCCUGGUGCAGAAAGUGGUCAACACUAUCCUCCAUCACACGGCCAAGAAGAACCCGGACGAAUACAACCCCGUGUCCAUCGACGGGGCUCAUGUCCAGCGCCUCACUGAUGCCUCAGAGUCUCAGCAGCCGGCGGACCCCCAGCCGCCCACAAAGAUCAUCCUGACGGGACAGAAAGCGAAGACGUUGCACAAGGAGGAGCUAACGAUGAGCCGAGCAGAGCGCAGCAUCCAGCAGAGCAUCAGCGAGCAGGCCUUCGUCACCCAGAAGCGUCGGACUGACAAACUGAAGCAGGAGCAGAAAGGCCAGGGCCGGACUUCUUCACCCGGAGGCUCUCCAGAAACCUCCUCCUCUUCAGCUCCAGCCACACCCACCAAGUCCUCCUCCCCGUCUUCGUCCAGUAAGGAGAAAAAGAUUCGUGUGACUACGAGCGACGGCAGACAGGCCAUGCUGACUCUGCAGGCCCACACGACCUUCUCUGAGCUGCAGAGGAGCAUCAGCAACCAGUUCAGCGUGCCGCCGGCGCAGCAAUGCAUCCGCUACGGUUUCCCACCUAAGGAGUUGGUCCCACCAAAAGAUGGCGAGGAAAACGAGCCAGUGGCGCUGCAGCAUGGUGACAGGGUGACUGUGGAGAUCCUAAAAGGCCCAGAGGACAAGAGCCCUGCGGCCUCCAUUCCCCGAGCCUCCAGCUCGCACUCCGCCCUGCAUUCAGUGAAGAGCGAGGACGCCGUGACGCCCGGAAGAAUGAGCAGCCGGGAACUCCAGGACAGCAUCGACCUUGAGAUGUCCUCCCUCUGUCUCCUAGCAACGUUGAUGGGUGAGGAUGUUUGGUCGUACGCAAAGAAGCUGCCACACUUAUUCCAGCAGGGCGGCGUCUUCUACAACAUCGUUAAGAAAGACAUGGGCCUGAUGGACGGGAAGCACUGCACGCUGCCUCACCUCACAGGGAAAACCUUUGUUUAUAAUGCAGCAGAGGAGCGUUUGGAGCUCUGCGUGGACGCUGCCGGUCACUUCCCUGUUGGGCCUGAUGUCGAGGAACUGGUGAAGGAGGCCCUGGUGCAGCUACGCUCUGAGGCAUCCGGUAGGGGCAGUAGAGAGGGUAGUCCCUCUCAUGGCGUGCUGCGGCUGGGCAGCGGUGGCGUUGUUCGUAAAAAGGAGCAGCUGCAGAGUGUCACAGCCUUUCAGGGAAAAGGCCACUCUCUGGGCAGCGCCGGAGGCUCCUCACCACCAGAACACCGCCCUAUCACACGACAGCACAGCAGUGGCGUGGACCUGAGUGCCAGCGUGUCCCGAGGACCCCCGGACCUGUCGGACAUCCCCGAGGACACCACCAGGGAGCUGGUCCGCAUGGCUCCAGGCUUCGUCACCAUGAAGGACGGCCGUGGACUCGACCCCAGCCUGAUGGAGCAGCAGCGAAGGAAGCUGCAGGAAAUGGUGUCCUCCAUCCAGGCCUCCAUGGAGCGGCACCUGAAAGAGCAGCAGAGCACCGCCUCCGGGGGUAGGGCUGCCCAGGAGCCGACGGCCGGAAGCCAGGCGGGUGAGGACCAGUCGGUGUCCACGGCCGACCACAAACCGCCAGCUGCAGUGUCGACAACGGCAGCCAUCAAACCUGAGCAGAAGGUGGAGGAACCGGAGGAGAUGGACAGCCAGGACGCCGGGCAGAGUAACGCCACCGAACCCAUGGAUCACUCCUGAUCACGCCUGAGCCCCAGCACCGCCCCAUCCCCGCACCCGCCUGACCGGCAUCUGUGGGUCAUAACACCUCAGGUCGGAUCCUCAAGCUUUGGUCUUCAUCGUGUUGCGUUGUCUUUACUGCAUGACUAAGAGCGGGCCGACUGUCCUCGCCGCUGCGAACUCCAGGUGGGACAGCCGUCGAUGAAGCGAUAUAUUGUGACGCGCUGUCUGCGAUAUGUCAUCGAUUCACCCGUUUCACAGAUCUGUUGCAGAAGCCGUUGCCAUGUGUGUUUACACUGUAUCCACUGUAGCUCGCCUGUCAGCACCGCUCUAUGAAAAUUUAACACGGUAAUGAAUAAAUACAACGAUGUGAUCCCCACGUUGAUUCAAAAUAAGUUUUUCUCUUAAGUUGAUGAUGUAUCGUGAACAACUGUCUCACAGUAUAUCGCAGAGUCGUCCAUAAGGUGACGGGAUUCUGUCGUUAGGCCUGCGGUUCCCACCUGCAGACGUCUAAUCCUCUCGCUGUGAACACUUACUGAUCUCCGAGGAGGAAAAUCCAGUGAGACGCAUUCCUGUAGAUAGAAGAAGUCUUAAUCUGCCACCAGGAAGGAGAGUAGCUGGCCGCCGCCAGCGUCGCGUCCUGCAAACAUGCUUCCGUCAAAGUGCACGCUCUGAAAAGUGCACCGGCGUCCGUACGCAUCAAUGCCUUCAGAAUCUGCUUUCCACCCUCCGUUUGUCUGAGCUCUGCAGGGAGAACUCUGAUCUGUGUUUGCUUGAUUGUCUGAAUCCUCCUUGAUGACUUUAUAUUUUUACUUUACCUUUUUGCCCCUCUAACCAUCACCAGUUUAAUGGUUUAUAUUCUAGAAAAAUCAGAAUGAAGCCCCUCACAACCUCCAGGCAGAGAACUAACUGCAGUUUCUAUUUGUUGUAUCUAAAAUUUAACCGCACGCUCUCAUCUCCACGUGUGACAUAUUGCAGUUUUGUGUGAUGCCACCUGCGCCUCAACAUCAGUAAUAAGGCGUCUGUCGAUAUCUGUGCCUGUAGCAGUAUUGAACAUGUGCUGUGCGAGACCUCCAAAGUCCACAUGAGCUGGUUUGUUAGUACAAGUUGUUUGGUGGUCCGCGUCCCAUUUGGACCGUUGUGUUUUGCACUUUUAAUUUUUUCUUCUGUUUUGUUUGUUGUUUACUUGACAUUUGAUUUGCUUUUUAGGUUGAUUGUAUGGAAAAGACGGCCUUGUUGUAUUUGUACUCUUUUUAUGGCUUUUUGAGCAUCAGAUGAGUGUAACCAUAUUUAAAUGAGAAGUUUUAUUGCUCAGUUACCACCUAACAGUAGCUGGUUUGAGCAGAAAGCUGCAUCCAUAAGCUGCACACAGGCACAGAUGUCUGGUGAUUAAUGCUAAUCAACAGACAAAUAAAAUACUGGAACGGUCUCUUAGCUGAUGGGUCGCUCGUCACAAUUUUAAACGUCAUUAAAAAAUUCUCCAGAAUGCUCCAACAGCACAAACACAGUCGAGAGGUCCCGUUCAGUGACUCUGAUUAGCUGAAGCCUAACAGCUACACCUGCCUGUGUCACCACCCACCUGUCAGGGCCACGCCCCCAUUAAUGCAAACUUUAAGCCUUAUCAGUGUCCAAAUGAAUAAGUUAAAUACGAUUAACAUUGUUUACAGUUCAUCAAAUUUUUAAUAUUUUUACUUGCGGGUCUGCAAAGGCUAAGCUCGAGUGGCCAUUAGCUUCAUUAAUGGAUGUUUCUGGUUGGUCGGGCUUCUUAAAAGAUCUUAGUUUGGGUUCCUGUGUACCCCACUUCACUGCCAGUGUGUAAAUGUGGGUUUGACAAAAAGUGUUACGUGUUAAAAACAAGAACUAAUUUAUUUCUCACAUAUUUGUUCCAGCUGUAUUUUUAUUCACCUUAUGUAUCCCAGGUUAAAUAUUUUAAAUUUUUAACACCUAAAUUUAAGUUUCAUCUGAUCUCCAAACACUGCAGAUUCAUGAGAAUCUGUGUAAAUGUAGCAAUAAAAUGCCAAAGAUGUGUUAGAGAUGCACAUGUAGUCAACAAGAGUCACUUAUGAUUUUUUUACUAUAAAAUUCCCAAGACGACCUCGACACGACGUGUUUGAACAUAAAUGUUACGAUCCACUCUGCUCUGGACUAUUUUGUGUUUGUUAUUAAAACUCUUGAAAUCAGUACCUGAAAAGACUUUUGUGUGAGGUUUAGAGGGACAUAAACAUGAAGCAAAUAUCUGGUGCUUUAGAAGCUAAAGAUGAAAUGCCUUGAGAUGUGAGCAUGAAUAUGAACUUGAGUGCAGUGCAACGAAGAGAAAUUGUAUUUAUUGCCUGCAGGUGGCGCCGUGUUGAAUGUGCAGCAGUAAUGAACUUCCUGGAGGUCGAAGCUUCUCCUCGGUUUACCUGAAAACACUGUAAAAUAACUCUGCACUGGACUGUUAUCUUAUGCUCAACAACUACCUUUCCCAUGAGUCUUAGCCACAGGAGCACAGUUAAAGUAUUAUGGGAGUCAGCGAAAUCAAAAAGCGUUUAGCUUGUAGAAUUUAUAGAAAAUCCAAAAUGAGCUGCGGAGGUUUGUGCAGGUUAAAGCGAACGGCUCCUCCUUAUGGAGAUACUCUGAAAAUACUUUGUGAACAAGUUGAUCUUCACAUCCCAAAAGUUAAACAUGUGCUCAUCAGCUGAUCAGGUUACUUCAUAAAAGGCCCAAAUGUCAAAGUAAGAAACCUAAAGCUCCAUUCAGGUGGGAUUCAUGUCUCAGUGGUGCUUUGGUGUGGCCUCGGGAGGCUUUCUUCUUCUUCUUUGCUCUGAAGAUGAACCUUCUGCUCCUUCCUAACAUUUAAGGUUUGGUUCUCGCUUCAUUUUUUCUCUUUUCAAAAGCAGAACACAGCCAAAGAAAAACCAGGUUCAAGUUUUCACUGGAGUUUAAAUUCUCGUGAUUGAUCUAAGUUUUGGUUGGAGGAAGUCCUCGCUGGGCCUCUGUGCUUCUGUCCUAUGCAAACAUCUUAACUGAACUUCCAGGUCUAAACACCACCUACACAUUUCAGCUGAACCUCCCAGACUCACCACCAGGUGGCCCUGCUGUCAGUGAAGGCGUCUCAUAGAGAUGCACUGAUUGUGGAAAUCAAGUAAACUAUUGUUUUUAAAACAACAGCUUUUGGGAAUCAUAUAUUACAGUUUUUCACUCUCUGAAUGAGAAAGAAUUCACUUGUACAAAUUGAGGAUCGACGGGACACAAAGUGACCGUCGAUCAUCAGCUCUCGUCUGUAAAAACCAAACCACAAACAGGAACUGAGAGAUUUAAUUAAAUCUUCCCUCAGUGUGGCGACACCAGAUUACAGAACAAGAGUUUAUUAUUUUUAUUUCCCCGAGGCUUUAACCGCUCCUUUAUUCCUGUAACGCUGCAGGAAGAAAAAGUAUCUUUAGAUGUGUCAAAUCAGCUUUUGUGGAUUGUGUUUCCACGUCUGGAACAUCAGGCAGGUUAGAGUCGCAGCAUGUGACUCUUCUCAUUGUUCAUGUGUCUUUCACACUGUUGUCCACAUGUCUGCUCGUUCUAUAUGAAUCAUAAAGAAGCUGCUGUUUUUGUCAGAAUUACCUGAAAGUAAAUGUGUGUUUGAAGACAAAUCCGCAGAGACGUUCAGCCCAUCACUAGAUGUCCAAAAGUAUCAUCCUCGCUGACCUGUUCCUUGUUUUCUGGCCACGUCUAUUCUAUUAAAGCAUAAUCUCAUUGAGCCUAUUUUCAUCCUCCACGCUCCACCUGCAGUGACGCCAUUAAUGAGGCCCAGCGCUCGUCACAGUUUGAAAACCACUGAAUGAAAGCAUUAUCACAUAAAGCUCUUUAUGCAGCUGCUGAAUAAGCUCACAGAAGCAGGGUCCCAGGUUUCUGAUGAAGAUGAUUUUGGACAUUUUUAAAUGUUUUCAUUGUUCACACAGAGUGUUUGGUUUCACUGAAGAUGGACGUCUUAGUUGUGAAUUACAAGCAGCUAUUGUCACCUAUACAUGCAGAUCUUAGUUUUAGUUCACGAGGAGCUCGUUCAGAGCUGCUCACCACACACUGCAGAAGGGUUUUACAACUCUAAGUUGGCCUCCAGGCUUGUGGUUUCUACGUUCAGUCAGUGUCUGCUCUUCCUGCUGCAGAGGAAACUUUUCCCUCUUUCAGCAUGAAACAGUGAAACAGAUCCAGAUGUUAGAGCUCACUCUUCAGCAUCUGGCAGGCAGACUGAAGCCAGAGGAGCACGUUAAUGCAAAUGCUGCCACUGUCACAUAUGGACAGGCUCUAUAAGGGAGGCUUCACGUGUAUGUGUUUCUUCAGUGCUUGAUGUUCAGAGGUGGGUUUUGCUUUGUUGUUGUUGUUUUUUGCUGGCGUCGUUAUAGUAACAAACCUAGUCAUGCAGCUAGCUAACAGAGCUAACUAACAAGGUUAGCUGUGGCAAAGUUUGUGCAGCUCGGCACCAAAACAAGAAGUUCAAGAUCAUUUCUGGGCCACACACUCGAGGUGUUUUCAUAACCUUUGUACAGCUUUGAGCUUCAUCAGAGGUUCAGUCUUUUCUUGGGUAGUAGUACUGAAUUAUUUGUAAAAACAUGUGAUUGGCUGAAGAUUUGUUUAAAAAUUAGGACUUUUAUUCAGAGGCGCUGCUGCCUGAAAUCCUCUCUGAUGGCACAGUUUUCAGCAGGUUCGUCUUCACUGUUUGACGGGACGUCCACGUUCAGUGUGAACUCUAAACUGUUGCAUCAGCAGCAGUUUAGAGUUUCCUGUGUUUUCUAACAGGAGAUGUACACUGGUGUGUACAGUGUUUUGGUGUGUGUGUUUGUGUACUUUUAUUUUGCAUGUUGAUUUUUCAGGGACUUCUUGAGAAAAACAGCAGUUUCUUUUCAUGAUUCAUCAAACCAGAGGUCUCAAACAUCCAUCUGAUUUUUACAGGAACAAACUGGGUCAUUUCUGCUCACAGUCCUCUGAUUCGAUGCUUUUGUAGAAAUGUAGAAAUGUGCAGAUGUUUUUCAUUGUGCUCUGGAGCAGCUGGUUAGUUUAGCAUUAACAAAGGAAAUGACUCUGAACUCUAAAUCUCACUGACGCUGUAUCGCGUUUGUUAAAUCCGUGUGAAAUGUAAAACAGGACACCUGCGAGUGGCACCGAUCUCUGCUCCAUCACAAACAUGGAAGGCAGUUUCCGCCAACACAGAUGUUUCUCCACCUCUGCAUGUUACUUCUGUAAUGAAUCAUCAGGCCUUAAACUGUGCAUAAAAUGUUUUACACUUAGGUUCUGCUUCAACUCUUUUAUCUCGACUGUGUUUAAUUUGAACUGGAGUCUUUGUAUUUUCACUUUUUUGGCCUUUUUGUUUUCUGGUUUAGCAAAAAAAAGUCUGUUUCAGAAUCACGGUCCUUCUGUUUUUGCCGUUCAGAUGAAUCUUUAGCACUUUGAGGAAAACAGGGAAUGUUAGCAUAGCAUGCCCAUAGCCGAAUCAUCAUCAUCAUCAUCAGUCAGAGAGGAAGCAGGUCGGCAGCACGAAUCAGGAGGAGAGUUUGCUCAGAUCAGACGACACUGCUGUAACAGACUUGAAGUUUUUCUUUGUGACUGCUGUACUAAUGACAUGAAUUGUAAUCCACCUGUAUAAUAGUAUAUAUUGUAGUAUAUUUGGAUCUGUACAGAAACACAGAUGUUCAGUUCCUGCAGUAAUGAUUUCUUUUGUUAACUUCUCUCUGGUUUGCUAAUAAAAUAUUGAUGAUACACGGCUUCGA